GUAGUCCGCGAGCCGCGCAAAGUCUCGCCGCAUCAUCUCACACAUCACAUUCGCAGCGGCCGUCAUUUCUCGGUGGUACCUUUGCGAGUGAUGUUGAUGGUUCGACGUUACAGUUCCAGCGACGUGGGUUUCUGUUAAAACUGUGUGUGCAAAGUUCGUCGCCUUCGUUGCAGUUAUUUCAGAAAAACCGGCCGGACACCGAAGGCUUCAGCAGGCCUUCGUUCUGCCGCUUAGUGUAUGUGAAGUGAAGAAAUCCACGCUUGUGUCGCAUAAGCUGACCGGCGCUCGGCUGCGGGGGCAUCGCAAACUGGCCGAUAGUGGCCAUCUCCGUACAGGCUCGAGACCAGCUUUCGCGCCGAGGUGUGCGGAGGCAGACUGGGCAGCGACAACCGGCUGAAAAAAAAGCUCGAAGACGACUGCGAAGAAAAGUGUUUUUAAUUGCGGCAAGAAAAGUGGAAUUUUGAAAGUUUUUGUUAGCGUGAUUUUCGAUUUUCGUUAUGUGAGCGAAUUGAUUUGACUGAAAAGUAAAAUUGUUGCUCGAUGUUUAUGCUGUUGGUGGAUUAUUCGCUGUGUUGCGUGGAAAAUUUGGAAUCAAAACAGUGAAGAAGGUGCACAGCAAGAAGAGAAAACCGUCUGUGGUUUUUAACGACGAUCGAUUUGUAACAACCUGAUAACGACGUGCUGAUUGCGGUUUUCUGUUGACCCGGAGAAACUAGAAUUUGCGUGGCGACAAUCUGCUGUGUUUUGGUUGUGGACACGUACCGUGACAGUCCGAACGAAGCUGACAAACCGUACCGCUCCAUCGAGGCGGUGUACUUCGAGCCAAACUCGCCGGAAUUGUUCCAUUAAUAAAUAUUAGCAACAAAUAUCAGCUUCCAGUGGACGACGACGAACGGAGGAGUGAUGGACGUCUCAGCCCCACAGUUUCUGUCUCUGUGUUACGGGUUUCGAUCUCGGGUGCACGCAAAAAAAAAAAACGCGAAGCUAACUGUAAAUUGUAUACUAUUUUCAACGGCGUGCGUAAGCCCUGGGACGGUCAAGAGGCGUCAAACGUCGAUACACGGGCGUAGACGUGAGACCCGCGAGGCGCGCUGAAUAAAAAAGAAAAGCAUUGAAUAAAACGGAAUUUGAGAGGACGGUUUAACAUUUUGCUUCUUUCUCUUCUUAUUUCUUUUGCUAUCUCCGUUACGUAACCGAGGAGGAAUAUUUCGCCCAUUUGACCCACGAACGGAUGGGUGGAUUUUGUGGCCAGCAGCCGGGGACAAUAGCUGCAGUAACUUUGACUACUUCGAGUAUUAAGUUAUUUUUGUUUCGAUGUGCUUUUCACGUUUUUUUAGUAUAUUAGAAUCUCUUGUUUUGUAUCUUCCAAAUUGUAAGAAACGUUUUAGUUUAGCUAUAGGAUUUGUUUUCAUUGUUUCGCAUUUUGAUUUACAAUUUAAAUUGGAUGUAUCGGAGGGAUUUCACGUUAAUUCACUCAACCGUUGGCAGUAUCCUCGAAGAUUUCAGUGAAGCUCUGUGUGCCAUCGCUGAUUUAAGCAGCUUUUCUCUGAGAUCUAAACAGUGUUGCCAACUCCACAGUCGAGUUCACGUGAAAUCUCUCAUUGACAACUUUUCCUCUCACGAGUGACACGCAAGCAGCAACGAUUUUAAAGGUAAUCGCCUAACAAAUAUUCUGAAGUGUUGCUAAUCCAAUUUUCUUGGCUAUUUAUUUCAGCUCGUUUAAUCUCUCUUUACAGCUGCCAAGUGUUUUUCUAUUGUUGCUAGUUUGCCAUUAACUCAUUGAAAUCCACCUGUUGAAAAAAUGUUUAGUUCUUUUCACUAACCUUGAAAUAUUUCUCUCCCAACUGCUGCUUCGGAUGAUCGGCUAAAGGUGUGGUUCUCCAAUCGCCGCGCGAAAUGGCGUCGCGAGGAGAAACUGCGAUCGCAGAAACGUCUGAUCAACCAGGUUGGAUCCAGUGGGUCCCAACCGGGGAUGGCUUCGACCAUUUGUUCACCGUCAGCAACGAAGAUUUACAACUCCGAAUAUGAUAACCCUUAUGCGGCGGCAGCCGCUGCCUCGCAGCCUACGUCCGACUGUUACAGUUCGAUAUCUAACUCCGUUGGGCUGAUGGCCGGUCAGCCGCCGCGGGACAACUACCAAUAUCUGCUAUCCGAUUCGCUGCAUUCUCUGAGUAUGCCUUACUCGUUUCACCAUCGCUUGCCGUGUAGUUCACCGUCGAGUGUUCAGCCGAUGGAUCUAAACACUCACUCAGCCGCUUCGGCGGCUGCUGCAGCAGCUGCGGCGUCCGCCUACAGCCAAUCGAUCAGCAUGACAGAUCUAUCGCAGAUGACCCCGUCCAGUGCGGCGGCGGCGGCUGCUGCAGGUCUUCCGCCGCCGCCGCGACAUCUUCCAAUAAUCACCAGCUCGAUAGCCGCUAAUGCUGCGGCGGCUAGCAAUGACAUCGAUUCUGCCGGACCCGGUGGUGGUGGGCACUACAUAACGAGGCUCGAAUAGUCAUUAAGUCAGCCGCUGCCGUUGACCCACCAUCAACAUCAUCCCCACCACCACCACCACCAACAGCAGCAGCAGCAGCAACAACAACCCUUACCACCGUCACAGAACAUCCCGCCUUCUUUGUCACCACAAAUUGCGUCCUCGGCGGCUCAUCAACCCUUAUCGGCGGUAGAAAUGUCAAACGCGAGCCAACAGCAGCAGCAGCAGCACCAGCAACAACAGCCGCCGAGCGAUAUGGAGUGAUAGAAAUCAUCUUAGUAAACCGAUGGAAUAAAUUUUCUUUGAUGAAUGAGAAAACAAAAAGUUGCUCUCGACUGACGGUUGUUUCAUAAAAUGUGAUAUUGUAAUACGUUAAUUAGUACUCGUUCUUAUAGAAACAAACGAACUCAUUACAGAUGUGUAGUUUCUCGGGUUGUAAAUCCGACAAAAUGAUGUAGUAGCAUUACAAAUGUAUGGUUUUUAUGCGCAUGUUAUAGCUAGACCCCGAAGUUUUGAACAUGAUUCACAAAUCUACUAGUAGACCUAUACGGUGAGGAGCUGAAGAAAGAAAUGCGGAACAAUUCCGCGGAAACAGCUGCGCUGCCUAAGCAAGCCAGCAGUCACGGCCGCUAGAGAAUCACAACUUAAUAAUAACAUACAUGUAAAAGUAAAACAAACCACAAAGUUCAUUCUAUGAAGGAAGAUGUGAAAAUAAUACAAUAUUAAACCAAAAUGAAAUACAACACAGAAACCGGAAACGAAUUUUGACAAAUAAAAUGCUAUCGCGAAAGCGUAAAAGAUAUGUGGUUAACCGCACAGAAGAAAGUGAAUACAUACACACACACAGACGCAGCGGAAACCGUGUUUUCAUUCAUUAUUGUUUGGCUCGCUGUUUUGUCGCUUUUAUUUUGGUUUUCGCGCACGGCCGCACGUCUGCGCCAGAGUUUGACAGAUGGCUCAAGCGUCGCCGCGCGUGCUCGCGCCUCCCAUAGACGCCGAUGCCUUACCUAAAGUGUGGUUUAAUUUGCUUUUUUUCAGGAAGGUAAACGCCGAUUAUUGUCGCACCCCAUUUCUGGCCGUUCAGGACCAAACAGACGCGUGGCGUUGAUGGUUCGGAUUCGGAUUAGUCGAAAUGUGACAAUGUCUGCAACUGUACUUUAAUAACAUCUCACGCGCGGCAAUGAAUCAUUCCAUUUGACCUGCCAUUUACACACUCAACCAGUCCAACCAUGUCAAGCAGCUCAAGUGGACCCCAACCGGCGGCGUCCAGCUCUGCUUCAACCCACACUGCCAUCGAAGUGACACGCGGUGGACCGCUAGCGUCGACACUAAGCCGUCAGCAACAGCCGCAACAUCAUCACCCGAUCGUUCCCGGAUCGCUGAAUGUUGUCGCCGUUGCCGGGCUGGGAAAUCCGCUCGGACCGACGGGAGGAAAUUUCCACCCGCCACCGGCGGUCAUCGUUCUACCGGCGGAAGCUGUCAGUGGAAACAGUGCCAGUGGCUUAAGUGGUGGCUGUGGGGCCACGAGAAAUAUUAUCUCCAGUCCGAUCCAAGCUGGCGCUGGACCCUCCAAGGGGUUGCUGAACGGACCCGGACAGAACAAUUGUUUUCUGAAUUGUGCCGUUCAGGUUCUUUGGCAUCUGGACGCCUUUCGACGAUCGUUCCGGCAGCUCCAGAAUCACGUCUGCGGUGGGCAGGACUGUAUAUUCUGCGCCCUCAAGGAACUCUUCUCCCAACUGCAAACCAGCUCGGAGCCUGCACUUUGCCCGGAACCGUUGCGGCGUGCUCUGGCCAGUGGACCACUGGCCGGUCGUCGCUUCCCACUCGGCUGUCUCGGUGAUGCCGCCGAAUGCUUUGAACUCCUGUUGCAUCGGGUCCAUCAGCAUCUAUCUCCUGCGGAUGGGGACAGCUGCGAGACGCCGCAGUGCGUCGCCCAUCAGCGGUUCGCCAUGCGCGUCGUCGAACAGAGCGUAUGCGAAUGUGGUGCCAACUCCGAGCAGCUUCCGUUCACACAGAUGGUGCACUACGUGUCGGCCUCGGCACUCAACUCACAGAGCAGCCUCUCGGCGCAGAACCAGCAAAACAUCACCUUCGGGCAGCUGCUGCGCAACGCCGGCAACAUGGGCGACAUUCGGGACUGUCCGAACGCUUGCGGAGCGAAGAUUGGCAUUCGUCGAGCCCUACUCAACCGUCCCGAUGUCGUCUCGAUUGGUGUGGUGUGGGACUCGGAGCGGCCAGCCGCCGAUCAGGUGCAUUCGGUGCUGAAAGCCGUUGGAACGUCACUUCGGCUGUGCGACGUCUUCCACCAGGUCUCCGAUCAGCGUUGGGCUCAAACGGUCAGCCACGAACUGGUCGGUGUGGUGUCCUACUACGGCAAGCACUACACAACCUUCUUCUUCCAUACCAAGCUUCGCGUUUGGGUUUACUUCGAUGAUGCCAACGUUAAGGAGGUCGGCCCCAGCUGGGAAGGAGUAGUGGACAAAUGUUCUCGUGGUCGAUAUCAACCGCUACUUUUGCUAUACGCCCUGCCCCAGCCACAGCCGCAACCACAGCAGGUCACGCCCCAGGAACUUACUGCUCUGCAGCAAGCUCAGCAUCGCCGCGCUGUUACACCGAGCCCCGAAAAAUCUGCAAUGGGUUCACAAACUCGCAGAGCCAUCACUCCAACACCAAACCGCACCGUGUCCGUGUGCGACUACCAGAAUCUUAGUGUUAUCCAAAGCAAAAUAUUCCCCAACGAAGAGAAAGAAAACUACAUCAGCAGAAAAGCCGUCCAGAAUGUGCUCCAAGCACAACAGUAUCAGAAUCUCUCCGUCAUCCAGGACAAAAUCUUCCAACAGCAGCAGCAGCAAGAUACCAAGGAUGAUCAAGUCGGCUACAUCUCCAAGAACGCGCUCAACGCGCAAAUGCGUAAGCAGCCACUGAAUCUGCACCGAAGUCUGAGUGCCGAAUCGGGACAAGUAUCUCCUCCGUCUUCCUCGACAUCUUCUCCCGAUGGUCUCUCAAUACCAGAGCACUUAAAUCAACCCCGACGACGGGACUCAGGCAACUGGAGCGGAGACCGGAAUUCCGCAUCUUCCUCAUCCUCCACAACACUCGAUAACCCGUACCUCUACCUGGUCGGUAAACGAAACGGAAGCGUCCCAGCCAGUCCAACACGACAGGGCCAAUUCUACGACGCCGGUUACGAUUCAUACUCGCUUUCAUCAACCGAUUCCUUCCCCCCGAAGCACGCCGCCAACGGAAACAACAUCCACCUGGCCAAGAUCCCCGAAUCCGUUGUGCUCAGUGGUGAUUGCGAAAAACUUUGCAUGGAAGCGGAUCAACUGCUGGAGAAAUCUCGAAUCCUCGAGGAAGCGCACGAUCUGGAAACCGCGCUGGUGCUAUGCAAUGCCGCUGCCAGUAAGGCACGAGCAGCCAUGGACGCACCCUACAGCAACCCGCACACGAUGACGUUCGCACGAAUGAAGCACAACACUUGCGUAAUGCGUGCACGCUCCCUCCACAGGCGAAUCCUGAUCGAGAAGGGUGGAGAGAUUAUUAAAGAGCAACAGCAACAGCAACAACAGCUAGCUUAUAAUCUAGCCGGAAUAAGCGCCGGUGGAAUCGCUCACCGAAGACAGAAUAGUAAGGAAAAACUCCUGAGUAACGGUCGACAGAACAGCAAAGAAAUGCUGCACGAUGCAACCGGUUCAGCAGCCACUCGUAACUCACCCUCUAAGAAUAUCGAAAUCUACGCAACUCUACCGAAAAAGAAAGUCACCCUAAAGCUGGUUGAAGCGGAGAAUAUCGAAGAGGUGAUCAAUGGAACAGUCGAUGUGAAACCGGAGCGCGAGAGUCGCUCGCUGUUUGGUCGAAGCAAAGAUUCCAAGGAAAAACGAAGCCGCAGUGAGGAUAGAAACAAAGUCAAUCGUGAUUUCCAGGUACCCGAUCCGGGUCUGGUGAACGCGAAAGAUACUCUGAAGAAGCACAAGGAGGAGAAAGAAUCCGAUAAAAAAGAAAAAGAUGGUUCCUCGAAAGGGGGAAAGAAGCAGCACAAGAUUCGCCGGAAACUGCUGAUGGGUGGAUUGAUCCGAAGGAAGAAUCGUUCGAUGCCGGAUCUGACCGAAGGCGCUGGAGCGGCCGCGGAUGAGCAAUCCAGCAGCCCGACAGCACCAAUCAAACAGAUGGUUUCCAUCGACGACAGUACGGUUGGACUGAGCCUGGCCAAGGAGGCAGCCAACAGUGGGUACCUUUCCGAGGGACACUUCGAUUGUCAGGUAUCAAAUACGAAUCCCAAUUUGGAACGCAGCAAGCUCAUGCGCAAGAGCUUCCACGGAAGCGGCAAGACGUUGUCCAUCCCUAAAGUGCCACCGCCUCCGCCAGUUCGAUUAGGUUCUUCCUUGACGGGCCCGCACCAACAACAGCAGCAACCCCCAGCGCUGCAAAUGCUACAAGUGCAAAAGCUUCCACUGAACGGGACCAACCUUCGACAUCUGGAGUACCAAGAAAGUCAUCCACCUGCAUCCCCGCUGGAACCAUAUCAUCGAGCGAAUCUAUCCAACAUAUCAACGAUGAGCUCGAACACCAGCAUGAGCGAAGAUUCAUGCCAGACGAUCAUCACUACCUGCGCCGUGGUUCACCAAGAGCAGUCUCCGCUGAAACCCCAAGAUCAGUACCCCCAGAGCACACCAUCAUCAGCUUCCGUCGAUGAAGUUGACACGAUUGUCAAAUACAACAGCAACAGUAGCAACAACAAUUCCCAACCCAAUGGACAACCAGCUGGCAGCAUGGAGCUGCCACCGUAUCCCAGCCCACCUUCGACCACGUGCCAUUCGCGCCAGGCUAGCGAAGAUUUCCCGCCACCUCCACCGGCAAUCGACUUUGAACCGCUUAACGAGCAGCUAAGUGAAAUUCAAAGUCUUCAACAACACCAGGGAAAGGGUCCCCAAGUGGCGCCUUCGCACCAUCAACCCUCGGUUCAGAAUACAACCAGCAUUUUGGCACAGCUACAAUCCAAACAGCAGCAGCUGGUGAUGAUGAAUAAGUUGCGAGAACAGCAACAACAACAACAACAAAAUAGUAACAACAACAACAACCCAAUCAGUGCGAGUGAAAUUCUCAACGAAACGACUCGAUCGGAGAUUUGGUUGAAGGAAUUGCAGGCUAAACAAAUUGCUCUCAAGCAACAACAGCAACAGCAGAAUCAGCAGACUGCGCACGUGCAACAACAGCAGCAACAGCAACAUCAGAUGAUGUCGUCCUCCGGUGCUAAUGACCAGCGAAGUGUCCGAGAUCUUGCCAGCCGGUUUGAGCAAAUCAAACUGGCAGCACCAAUGCAGCAGCAGCAGCAACAACAGCAGCAGAAUCCACCACCAACUGUUACGAUUCGACCCUACUCCAGUCAGGAGCUACUGAACGGCUCUGUCAAGCAGUCAUCGCAACAACCGUCCCAACCAGCCAACGUACGCACGGGUAUGAGUGGUCUCCUGACGGAGCAGAAACUGAAACCCUUCAGUACAGCUAGCCCCGUGAUGGUCUCUCAAUCGUCUGCCCCCGUCGACGAUUUCGCCGGUGUCGACGAAGUUGAUUGCGCUAUGGCAUACAAAAUGCUUCCGAAACCACGGUAUGACAUUGCGCAAGCUCAGAUACAGGAGGAAAUUCGCGAAGUCGAGAUGCUCAACCAAGUGGUGCAGCAAACAUUGAACAACACCGGCUCCUGUGCACCUACAGCGCCAGCUCCAUCAGUCGGCGCCAAGCGAACCAAGAAGAAGAGUGUCAGCUUCUGCGAUCAGGUAAUCCUGGUUGCCACAGCCGAUCAGGAUGAGGAUGAUGAAUUCAUUCCCAACCCAAUUCUGGAGCGAGUUCUGCGUACGGCCGGUACCGGUGGCUCAGACGGUGAAGAGCCCUCCCGACAAGGACAAAUUUCAUCGCCCCAACCGGCGACUACGACUUUGUCGACAAGUAUCACUUAUCACCCAAUCAAGUCACAAUCCGGUGCUUCCGGUCAGUAUUCACUGGCUGCCGACAUGCACAAACAGAACAUGGAAAUUCAGCGACAGUUGCAGCAGCAACAACAACAAUACUACCAGCCAUCGGUUCAUGUUCAACCAAAUGAUGGUUAUCAACAGUAUUCCGCUAUUCCUAGCAACGCAGCUAUUUUCAAAAAUCAAGCUUUCCAACAGCAGUCGCAGCAGCAGCAGCAACAACAACUGCAGAACCCACCUACUGUGAGCACAAUGUACAACGAAUCUCCGGUUCAGAAAGCAAUGAUCUAUCAGCCACCUCCGGCACCUCAACAACAAUAUCUGCUCCAGCAGAAGCAGCGCCUGUACGACGACUCCAGCAGCGAGCACAGCUACGACAUGCGAUUGAGUGCUCCUAAUCCACCCGCUCCGAAUGGUUACGUUCAAUCGCCAUACAUGUCCGUCCCGUGUCCCAUCGACCAGGGCUUCCAAACCGUUUCGGCAUCACCGACUAUUACAACCAAUACAACCGCAGUGAUGAAUGGCAGCAGCCCCAAUCCUGCACUUCCGCUGGGGAUCCGCCAGAAUCUUGCUUCGAUGAUGCAGCUAACCCACGGACAGAACGGAUCGGUUUUGCGACAGCAACAGCACUCUCCUCUCGUGAUGCCUCCCCAAGUGCAGCAGCAGCCUACCGCGGCACCAGUCUCUAGUGUCUACCAGAAACCACCAAUGCCGAUGGCCUACCAACAGCCGCAACCACAACCACAGCAACAGUACAAUCCUAACCCUAACGCUUAUAACUCUUACAGCAUCCAACAACAACCCCACCAACAAUCACCCUACCAAAGGGUACCAAUGCCCCACUACCAGCCGGAUUCACCCUAUCACGAUCUCCCCCUGCCACAGCAGCAGCAGCAGCAACUGUACUUACAACCUCCCCAACCCCAACAACAACAAACCAAACCCGCACAGAAAAAGGUCAGUUUCGAACCGGGGACCAAAGGCGGAUCCGAUUGUCCCCCCUCUCCUCAGCCUCAACCAACCACCAACGGUUCCGAUCCUAACCAACAACAGCAGCAGCAGCAGGUCGGUCUUCCCGUAACGCGAGUGGCAAUCGCUACCUACAACACUAACGCGAUCGUCAAAGCCUCUGCCAAGGCAGUGCAGUGCAAUUUGUGUCGCAAGAAGCACUGCAUCCUGCCGGCCAUGUACUGUAACGAUUGCGAGUUCUACAUGAGUCGCUUUCAGGUUCCGGUUCGGCGGUGAUUCGCGAGCUUAGUAAUCCCAGCAGAGCUUCAAGUGCAAAUUAGUCGGUUAGGUUAAAAACUCUGCUGGAAAGAGGAAACAAAAAAAUGAUGUGCCUUUUGACGGACGCCUCAAUCGGACGCCGUUUUACGACCUGCUGCUGUGAGUACGAUAUGCCUUAUAGGAGUAUUAGCGUUUAGGUUUUUAGUGAGUUUUGUUUUAGAUUUUUUUUUUGUUUUCCGUAUUCGCGGUUAGAAACCGUCUGCAGAGCAGACCGUACGGAUGCGAGGGGUUGAUUUCUUUUGAAAAGUCAAGUCAAUCGUUUCGCAACCCGUGAAAGUGCAUGCGCUGUUGCUUCCGUUGGGGAGGUCCAGUCCCUCCUGUUGAAUGUGAUAUCGAUUCGUUUUAUUCCCGUUAGUUGUGCUAGGAAUCAAUCAGAAGUACGUCCAUUAGUAGUUUAAGGUCUAUUUUUACCGCUGUUGCGCCCACAUUUCCGACUCGUACAGUGUCUGUUAUGCGGAGAUAUUUUUCUACGAAAAUGCAUUUCAGUGAUUUUAACGUAUAUGAACUAGACUUAAGAGACCAAGUGAACAAGCUCCAACUUCGUCGACAUUCCAAUUGUAUCAAGUAUUAGUUAAUAUAUGUGCCUAAGUUAAUAUUUGUGCAGCAUUCCGGCUAGAUGAUAAUCAAACUUCUGUAAGAAGUUUAUGUAAUAUUAACGAUGGGAUCGCAUACGUAAGUAUUACUUGAAGAAAGAUGAAAACAUACAUCGAAACAGGUGAGAUUUGUUUCUAAUCUCCUCGUUUUAGUUUUUACUGCUAGCUCUAGUUAAGUUUAUUCUGCGUCUUCUAUCAUAUGCAUAUCUUAUGUUAAUUUUUAAUGUGCUUCUUUCUACUGUAUGUUUAAUACUCAAACUUUUACAUGAUUUAUAACGUAUAUUUCAAAAAAAAAGGAUGAACGAAAUAAUGAAUAAAUUUUCUUUAUU
Molecule: messenger RNA, 10648 nt
Organism: Wyeomyia smithii (pitcher-plant mosquito)
Lineage: Eukaryota; Metazoa; Arthropoda; Insecta; Diptera; Culicidae
Gene: ec
Exons: 9
Coding region: 3703-9684 (1993 amino acids)
Biological process (GO): protein deubiquitination
Molecular function (GO): cysteine-type deubiquitinase activity
Source: RefSeq, a predicted model, not a curated record